Molecule: messenger RNA, 520 nt
Organism: Linum tenue
Lineage: Eukaryota; Viridiplantae; Streptophyta; Magnoliopsida; Malpighiales; Linaceae
Source: the annotation of a GenBank genome assembly
GUGAAGUUUAGGCAGAGAUUUUGUUGGGGGUUGAUGGUGAUUUUCAGAGAGGGGGAUGAAGAACAUAUCGAUUAGGGGGAGAAGAAGAAGACAUACAACUUUAGUUGUCACCCCAUGUUUUUUUUUUUUUUUGUUUAUCUACAGGGGAGAGAUGAAUGAGAGCUUGAGCAAAGAUGCAGAUAAGAAAAAUUUGAUCUGUUCUUUGGGAGGCACGAACAAGGAGAAAGAGAAAGAAAAAAAAAAGGAGAGAGGAAAGAGAUGGCCGAAUAGAAAGAAGACGGUAGUGGCCCUUGAUCUUGAGAUUGAGAACAACCUGCCUCACAAUGCUUAUAUGAAAUACUUUGGCCGUAAUAAUCUACUUCACCUAGAGGAGGAUCCCAAACUAAAAAAUAAAAAUACAGCAGGACCCUCUGGUGACCGGCGGCAACCUCAUCUUUCUUCCCUUUCUUUGUUUCUUUUCCCUGUCAAUCCAUCGUCCCCCUUUUCCCUUCGUUUCGUCAUGUCUUUUUCUCUUUUUUCC